Molecule: messenger RNA, 884 nt
Organism: Hemicordylus capensis (graceful crag lizard)
Lineage: Eukaryota; Metazoa; Chordata; Lepidosauria; Squamata; Cordylidae
Gene: NAA20
Product: N-alpha-acetyltransferase 20, NatB catalytic subunit
Exons: 6
Coding region: 83-619 (178 amino acids)
Biological process (GO): N-terminal peptidyl-methionine acetylation
Cellular component (GO): NatB complex
Molecular function (GO): protein-N-terminal amino-acid acetyltransferase activity
Source: RefSeq, a predicted model, not a curated record
GACCCAAUAUAAGGGUAGGGACUAAAAGGAAGUCGUUCCGGGUCGUUUCGGUGUCGGUGAAACGCGCUCUCGUGGAUAAACCAUGACUUCGCUGCGGGCUUUUACCUGUAACGACCUCUUCCGCUUCAAUAAUAUAAACUUGGACCCUCUCACAGAGACUUAUGGAAUUCCAUUUUACUUACAAUACUUAGCUCAUUGGCCAGAGUAUUUUAUUGUUGCAGAAGCACCUGGUGGAGAGCUGAUGGGUUACAUCAUGGGGAAAGCAGAAGGUUCAGUCGCCAGAGAAGAGUGGCAUGGUCAUGUUACUGCGCUCUCUGUUGCACCGGAAUUUCGUCGGCUGGGUUUAGCUGCUAAACUGAUGGAACUACUUGAGGAAAUAUCAGAAAGGAAGGGUGGAUUUUUUGUGGAUCUCUUUGUAAGAGUGUCAAAUCAGGUUGCAGUGAAUAUGUACAAGCAAUUAGGCUACAGUGUGUACAGAACAGUGCUAGAAUACUACUCGGCGAGCAAUGGGGAGCCCGAUGAAGAUGCUUAUGAUAUGAGGAAAGCCCUGUCCAGAGAUACAGAGAAGAAAUCAAUUGUACCAUUACCUCAUCCUGUUAGGCCAGAAGACAUUGAAUAAGCUUAAGCUAUGGUUAUUUAUGCAAUAUAAUGAAAAUAACAUCUGUAGACAGCUGGGAACACUUUCAAAGAAUACUGUAGCAAUUAUUUCGAAUGUAAUUGACAGUCUUGGAGCAAUGAAAAGUAUGUGGAUUUGAAGGAAAGCCUUCAUUUUUAGGUGAAAUCCUUAAGCAAAAACAGAGUUGCGAUUGAAAUAUUUGCCAUUUAAUUUUUAAACUACAAAUAAAUAAAACCUCAGGUGUAUUAAACUACUACUAAAAAUUCAA